Messenger RNA from Physella acuta, 1985 nucleotides. RefSeq names its product ATP-dependent RNA helicase DDX55. The record is from RefSeq and is a predicted model, not a curated record. Gene Ontology annotation, molecular function: nucleic acid binding; ATP binding. Lineage: Eukaryota; Metazoa; Mollusca; Gastropoda; Physidae.
GUUGUCUAACUAACUAGCAACUAGUCUUAGAUCUAUCUAGAUCUAUAUCUAUCUAGUCUAGAUAUAGAUCUACUAUACAACUUCUAGAUUUGAUCUAGAUCUAAAUCUAUUCACUUUACACUACAGUUUUUGAUUAGGCCUAAUGAUGGAUCAAAACUGGAGCUUAUUAAAAGAUGUUCUUCAAGGUGCCAUCCUCGAAGCUGUUGCAGCUCUUAAAUUUUCCAACAUGACUCCUGUACAGGCUGCAUGCAUCCCCCAGUUCAUCAGCAAUAAAGAUGUUGCUGUUGAAGCAGUUACAGGCAGUGGUAAAACUUUGGCAUUUGUUGUACCCAUGAUGCAGAUGCUGUCCAGGCGUGAAAUACCUCUCAAAAAACACGAAAUUGGUGCCAUUAUAUUGACCCCGACUAGAGAGUUAGCAUUUCAGAUAAACGAGGUUGUCUUAAGCUUUACAAAAUUUCUGCCUCAGUUCUCUUCUUGUCUAUUUAUAGGAGGUGAAAAACCUCAGGCUGAUAUAGAUAAGUUUAUGACUCAUGGGGGGCAUAUCAUUAUUGCAACACCAGGCAGAUUGGAAGAUUUAUUCCAGCGAAAGGAAGGCAGUUUUAAUUUAGCUGCAAGUGUUAAAUCAUUGGAAGUUCUAAUAUUGGAUGAAGCUGAUAGACUUUUAGAUAUGGGAUUUGAGGCAAGUAUAAACACUAUUUUGAGUUAUCUGCCCAAACUGCGACGAACUGGGCUUUUUUCUGCCACACAAACUGAUGAAGUGGAGAAACUUAUACGAGCAGGAUUAAGAAAUCCAUUACAAAUUACAGUCAAAGAGAAGCCAAAUAAAGCUGGAAACAUACAGAAAACACCAUCCUCUUUAGAGAAUUAUUAUAUGUUAGUUGAAGGUGAUGAAAAAUUCAGCCAGCUGGUUCGGUUCUUGCAGGAGCAUAAGAAAGACAAAAUAAUGGUGUUCUUUAGCACUUGCGCUUCUGUGGACUAUUUUUCUAAAUGCUUACAACAAAUUCUGAAAAAGUGUGAGAUAUUAUUAAUUCACAGUAAAAUAAAAAGCAAAAGAAACAAAGUAUUUGAGGCUUUCAGAAAAAUGAGCUGCGGUAUAUUGAUAUGCACAGAUGUGAUGGCUAGAGGGGUGGAUAUACCUGAUGUCCACUGGGUUAUUCAGUAUGAUCCUCCCAGUUCUGCCAGUGCAUUUGUACAUCGUUGUGGGCGAACAGCUAGAAUAGGUAACCUUGGAAAUGCUCUAGUAUUACUGAUGCCAUCUGAGGAUUCCUAUAUCAAAUUCAUUGAAAUCAAUCAGAAAGUUCCUCUCACAGAAAUGAAAAAAUUAGAUAAUGUUACAGAGGUGUGCACUAGAUUACAAACAUUUGCACUCAAUGACAGAGCUUUAUAUGAAAAAGGACUGCGAGCAUUUGUGUCUUAUAUUCAGUCAUAUGCUAAACAUGAAUGCAGCAUGAUACUAAGGAUGAAAGAUUUAGAUUUUGGUAAACUCGCUUUAGGAUUUGGUCUUUUACAUAUUCCCAAAAUGCCAGAACUUAGAGGAAAAACAGUUUCUAAUUUUCAGCCAAUAGAAAUAGAUGUAUCUAGUAUUCCAUACAAAGAUAAAAAUAGAGAAAAAGCUCGAAAAGAGAAGAUUGCUUCAGGAGAUAUAAAACCAAAAAAAUCUAAUAGACCCCCAAAGACAAUAGCGUGGUCUAAGCAGAAAGACAGGAAAGAUAAGAAAAAGCUAAAGAAAGAGGGCAUAAAGACUAAAGCUGAAAAACGGAAACUUGAAGAAAAUCGUGAAGAGGAGUUUGAUGAAUUUGAUGAAGAUAUUAGACUGAUUAAGAAACUGAAACGUGGAAAAAUAUCUAAGGAAGACUUUGACAGAGAAUUUGUUGGAAACAAUAAAGAUUUCAAAGAACAUGAUGAAGAGGAUAGUAAUCAAGCUGCAAUAUUGACUUAAUUUUAAUUGUACUCUAUCAUUAAAAAAAAAAAAAAAAAAAAAUUCU